UGGGCCCUUCCAAAUGUGGUAUGGCUUAAUACGGCGCUUGUGACAACUAACAUUCUACGUCGCCUUUAGCAGAGUUGGUCGUCUCUUUUAUGUAUGGUAUCGCCUCUUGAUGCUCAAAUUUAUCUUCGGAUUCGGAUGUGUUAUAUAUAUAUAUAUGUUUGAGCUUCCUUUUUCAAACUGAAUUUGGGGAUUUUUUGGAAAAUUUGUAAUUUUGUUAGCUUUAGGGCUUAGGGUUGAAACGCCCUUGGUUUCAACUGUGCUUUAAUGGCUUUAUGGUUUGAUUGUCAAUAUACAUUGGAAAUUAUUCUUGUAGCUUUGACGGACAAAUUCCGCUACUGGUUUUCUCAUGGAUGAGAAAGAUUUGGAAAUUGAGGAAACAAGUCCAGGAGAUGAAGCUGUACGAAAAGUUAAAAAGAAGAAGAAGAAGGUGAAUGCGGAAAAGCGUGGAGUUUGUCACCUGCUUCUGCAAACGGGCAGGUGGAUUCCGAGGGCAAGCAUUUUCAGAAGGGUGGGUUGAGUUUACGAAAAAGAGUGUUGCCAAAAGAGUCGCAAAUAUGUUGAAUGGUCAACAGAUGGGUGGAAGGAAAAGGUAUUAUGACAUUUGGAAUGUCAAGUACUUGUCUAAAAUCAAAUGGGAUGAUGUUACUGAUGAAAUCGCACAAAGGCAUGCAGUUCGUGAGCAGAAACUAGCUUUGGAGCUUUCUGCUGCUAAGAGGGAGCGUGAUUUCUACCUCACACAAGUUGAUAAAUCUCGUGCUUUAAGUUCUAUUGAAGAACGAAUGAAGAAGAAGCAAAAGGUGCAACAAGAAUCUGGGGUAAUUUCUGAUUUCCCAAGUGAUCAGUUUGCACCAAAGGUGAUACGACAAUUUCCCCAGAAAAAACCUGUGGCAGAUCAAACUGGGAAAAUCAAGCCUAGUUUGUCAAAGGACAUUUUGGCCGGAGUAUUUGGUGGUCAAAUGACAAGGGCAUACGGGUGCAAACGUUUCAGAAAUUUUGCUUGCCAAUUUUCUCAACCAUACAUUUGAUUUGUUGCCUUCAAAAAGUUUAUCUCGAUGAUUAUUAGAUGUUGGUAUUAUAAGUAAACGUCAAUCAAAAUUUUAUGUUUAUUUGUAGUUGAUUGUAGAUGUGUAUGUGUUUGUAGCCUUGUCUAACUUGUGCAGUCUGUGAGACGUAUUGAGCUCACACCUCGAACCAAACUAUGAUCAGAUGCUCAAAA
Molecule: messenger RNA, 1216 nt
Organism: Solanum lycopersicum (tomato)
Lineage: Eukaryota; Viridiplantae; Streptophyta; Magnoliopsida; Solanales; Solanaceae
Source: RefSeq, a predicted model, not a curated record